Dracunculus medinensis (Guinea worm) is the source of this 579-nucleotide messenger RNA. The record is from the annotation of a GenBank genome assembly. NCBI's taxonomy places the organism in Eukaryota, Metazoa, Nematoda, Chromadorea, Rhabditida, Dracunculidae.
UUGCUAACAGCAAAUCCGCUCAAUGAACGAAAAAUACAACGACAGUAUACAAAUUCAUCAAAUACCACUGAACAAGAUGAAUUUACAUCCGAAGAACUUCAAGAAUUCGCUCAAGCUUUUAAGAUGUUCGAUAAAGAUGGCAAUGGAACAAUGAAUAUCAAAGAACUUGGAAUAGCAAUGAGAAUGUUAGGAUUAAAUCCAACCGAAGAGGAAUUAUUGAAUAUGAUUAAUGAAUAUGACGUUGAUGGUAAUGGAAAAAUAGAUUUUUUUGAAUUCUGUAAGAUGAUGAAAGAAAUGAACAAGGAAACUGAUCAAGAAUUAAUACGUUUGGCUUUUAAAGUCUUUGAUAAAGAUGGAAAUGGUUAUAUUACUGCACAGGAAUUCAAGCAUUUUAUGACGACGAUGGGUGAAAAAUUCAGCGAAGAAGAAGUGGAUGAAAUAAUAAAGGAAGUUGAUAAAGAUGGAGAUGAACAAAUAAAUUAUGAAGAAUUUGUUCAAAUGAUCGCUCCAAUUGUUCACGAUGAUAGUAAAAAUGAUCCAUUUGCUGAAUCAGUAAAAGAUUUCGAUGCUGAAAAAUGA